UGGACUGCAUUCAGUUCGGUCAACAUGGCGGACGACUUCGAUAGCAGUGGUAGUGGCCGGGGUGGUGGAUUUUUCGACAGUUUCGGAGAUGGACCAAGGGAUUAUGGUUCGUCCCAUGGAGGCGGAAGACGGCGUGGUGGCGGAGAUCGUUACAGGGAUCGCGCACCGAAACCUCUUCCAAAGGAACCUCCAUUUACUGCCUUCGUCGGUGGACUUCCGCCGGAUACAGUCCAGGGAGAUCUUGAUAUUAUCUUCCAAGACAUCAAGGACAACAUCAGAAGCAUUCGUCUCGUAAGAGAUAAAGAAACAGACAAAUUCAAAGGCUUUUGUUAUGUUGAGUUUGAAGACCUGGUCUCACUGGAGGAAGCACUGACUUAUGAUGGGGCUAGAAUUGGAGAGCAUGGAAAAACAUUGAGAGUGGAUGUUGCUGAGGGACGUCGAGAUGGAGGCCGUGGUGGCGGAAGAGGUGGACAAAGAGGAGGCAGAGGUGGCUAUGAUGACAGACGUGGAAGAUAUGGAGGUGAUGGUAGGUAGUUUUACUUUGUUUUGGGAUU
This is a messenger RNA of Pocillopora damicornis (cauliflower coral), 554 nucleotides long. Its product is annotated as eukaryotic translation initiation factor 4H. The record is from RefSeq and is a predicted model, not a curated record. Lineage: Eukaryota; Metazoa; Cnidaria; Anthozoa; Scleractinia; Pocilloporidae. Gene Ontology annotation, molecular function: RNA binding.